AUGAAUUUGAUGUUUGUGCUUCCUUCUUGCUGUAGGAUUAAGACUUGGUCAUGUGACAAGGGCUCAAACGGGAAACCAAAAAAAAGCAUGAAAAAGGGAAGAAACUUGUUUUCAUUCAGUUGAUUUUCCAGACUUCCCUCUGAGUGUGUUAGCCAAGGGGUUCUUGUCUAGUCUGUGCCUUAUUUACUCAAUACAAGCCUUUUUACAUUGUUUUUCUCUCAGCUUUAUACCCACUGCAGUCUGAAGUUGAACUAAAACUAAUGACACUUACAACAAUGAUGGCACAUGGUCUGCAUUUCUACUGCUGUUUACUGAAGCUGUAGGUAAAAACACAAAACAGAACAAUAUUUUUCAGAACCUCUGAUUAGUCCAUUUGGUACCAGCUCAUAGAGCUCGGUGGGUUUUGGAUGUUAUAGCUUUAGUGAUGAAUGUGUAGAGGUGGUGUAAGGUAACCUUCUUGACUGAAUAUAUUUUGUUUAAAAACAGGGUCAUUUGUGUCUGCUCACAUUGUUUUGGAAAAAAGUGUGAAACACAGGCAGAGGAGGUUUCUGUUUCUGUUCUUCUUCACGUGCUUUUGUGGUGUGCGGUUUAAUGUUGAUGAUGAUGAUGGUGCAUUCUGCAUUCAAUUCUCAGGAAGCCAAAACAGUUCUGGCCAUUCUUUGAACCAAGAAGUCCUUAAAUGGGCAACGAAAGUUACAGAACUGACAUUUUGCAUAGUGUAUAUAAUUAGAAAACGGAUGUUAUUAACAUUACAGCAUGGCGGACAGCACGCUUAUACUUUUGUUCUCUUUUAAUGGUCUUUUCUAAAGCUCUAGCAGCAGUGAUCCAAACACAGCAGACUGUGCUGGCAGCAGUGGGAGAAGAUGCUGAAUUCAGCUGUCAGCUCUUGGAGACUAAAGACGUCCUUCAGGUCACAUGGCAGAAAAUCUCAAAUGAUGUGGAGACAAAUGUUGCCACCUAAAACAAGUACUUUGGUCAGAGAGUGAAUGACGGCUUCAAAGAUAAAGUUGAGUUUGUAUAUACUGGACUACAGGACUGCUCCAUAGUCAUCAGGAAUGUGACGGAGCAGGAUGAAAGAUGCUAUCGCUGUUUGUUUAACACUUAUCCUGAAGGAGCCUUCAUUGGUAGAACCUGCCUCCAAGUCUAUGAGCUGCCUCCAAGUCUAUGAGCUGCAUGAACCUGUUGUUGAUGUCAGAGAGUCAAACUCUACUGAAGAGUGGGUUGUUUCCUGUUCAGCCACUGGUCGACCUGCUCCCACUGUAACACUCAGUGUCUCACAACAAGACCUCAACUUCUCACAGUACAACACUGUCAGUGUGUCCAACACCAACGCUACAUUCACUGUCACCACUACAGCUGUGCUCUCAGGUUCAUGUAAACACAGCACACAGGUGGGAUGUGCAGCACGAGUGCUCUCUGCUCCUCACAGAGAGGUGAUGGUGAUGAUUCCUGAGGUCCAGCAGGUGUAUGCUGCUGCUACUGCUGAUUAUAAUGUUUCCUUCUGGAUCAUUGCAUCAGGUGUAGCAGUGGGACUGAUAGUCUUUGCCUGUGUAGCCACUUUCAUAGCUGUCCUGCUUAAAAAAAACCCAAAAAACAACAAGAGGGACCCUGAGAACAACAAAUAAAAUACCACAAAAAUCAGCCAAUGACAUUAACGACUGAUGACCCCUCCACAUCUUUACUUCUCUAAAACUCAGCUUCCAUCUAAGGGUCUUUAUAUACGUUUUAUACAGCUCAAUGUAAAAUGUUUAUCUUGUUUUAAGCACUUUAAGAAACAAUACAAAUCGUUUGUUGCCGCUGUCCAAAAUGUUCUGCAAUGUGUUGCUGAAAUGAAAUGCAUUUUUUAUAGCAAUAAAAUAUCUAAAAUUUAAUAUUUUAUAUCUUGCCGUUAUACCAUGUGAGUUACAUGCACACUUUAAAUGCAUGGCAUUUUUUACUGUUAAACUGAAUACAGUUGAACAGCAGUUAAAUACAGUGUAACAAGGAUCACCUAAAACCAUCAGCUGUAACUCAGACGUAGACAUAAAUACAUGCCUCAGAGUAACACAAAGUUGCUAUGUAUACACUUCUGUAACUUCUGGUAAACUUAUUUUAAAAAAUGUACCUGACAUAUAUCCUAUAUCCCAUCCUCUGCUCUGUCUAAAGCUGUAGAAACAUUAAAAUAAUUUGGCAGAAGACUGAUGAUGGUGAAAAUUAUGGUAAAAUGAUUUUUACUUCACUAAUAUUCUACUUUGUAUUCAUGGUGCUUAAAUAAUUCAGUAAAAAAAAGGAGUUUGUGGUUGACUCAGUGACUAUGAGCUGCCAAGGGCCCUGUACUGUGAAGCUAGUUAAGAAGAGAAGUGAUCAUCAGUAAGGAAUAUGACUUUAUUCUGAGAAAGAGGAAUACAGAUGUGACGUUUGCUUUGAGAGUGUUGAUAGAGAAGAAUAUAGAAGGUCAGAAUGAGUUUCACUGAGUAUUUUUGGAUCUAGAGGAUCUAGAGAAGUAUGUGAGGAUGGGCCAGGUCAUGAGACAUAAGGAUGUGAGACAGUGCUGAGGCGUAGGUUUUACUGACAGGUAGGUUCAGGAGAUGAGAUUACAUCAGUGAUCAGCUCUGAGCCCCUUCUUGUUUCCAAUGGUGAUGUGGGUGACUGAUGAGAUGAGGCAGGAGUCUAUGUGAACUAUGAUGUUUGCAGAUGACACUGUGAUCUGUGGUGACAGUAGGGAGCAGAUGCAGAGCCUGGAGCGGUGGAGGCAUGCAUUGUAGAGAAGAGGAAUAAAAGACAGUAGAAGCAAGAUAAAUACAUGUGUGUGAAUGAGAGAGAGAGACAGGUGGAAAGGUGAACAUGCGAGGAGUACAGACCUGGGGUCAGCCAUCAGGAGGACUUGCAGUGUUGGUGUGACAGAGGAGCAUGCUGGGAAUAGACGGAGCUGGAGGGAGAUGAUCUGCUAUGUUGACCUUGAACAGGAGGAACUGUUUUAUGCAUGACUGUAAUGAAAAUAUUUUUCAUGUUGUUAUCUUUUAUAUUUUAAAUAAAGGAUUUGUACUUA
This is a messenger RNA of Oreochromis aureus, 3028 nucleotides long. RefSeq names its product OX-2 membrane glycoprotein-like. The record is from RefSeq and is a predicted model, not a curated record. Gene Ontology annotation, molecular function: cell-cell adhesion mediator activity. Bases 1071 to 1625 code for a protein of 184 amino acids. The transcript has 8 exons. Lineage: Eukaryota; Metazoa; Chordata; Actinopteri; Cichliformes; Cichlidae.